Molecule: messenger RNA, 1419 nt
Organism: Exophiala spinifera
Lineage: Eukaryota; Fungi; Ascomycota; Eurotiomycetes; Chaetothyriales; Herpotrichiellaceae
Exons: 1
Coding region: 1-1419 (472 amino acids)
Molecular function (GO): flavin adenine dinucleotide binding; N,N-dimethylaniline monooxygenase activity; NADP binding
Source: RefSeq, a predicted model, not a curated record
AUGCCAGCGAGGCAUCCAACCGUCGCCGUCAUUGGCACCGGACCAUCAGGCAUUGCCGCCACCAAAGCCUUGUCCGACGAGAACAUUUUUGAUAGAGUACGAGUCUUUGAACGACGAGAUCGUAUUGGAGGCACUUGGAACUAUGACCCUGUGCCAGACCCGUUCUCGACAGGCUUGAACGGUCAAUUGAAGCGCUCGUUGCCUUCGCAUUUCCCGCAUUCAGCACCACUCACUGCUGAAGACACAAGCGGCCGUACGGGCCUGUAUGAUACUUUGGACAGCAAUGUCGGCGCGAAAGUCAUGGCGUUUACUCACACUCCGUUGCCUGACAUAAAUUCAGCUGCCUCCAUCGAGCGAUACGGCCGUGACAAUCCAACCCGACCUUUCAGAGUCGUAGCCCAUUAUCUGGAAGACGUUUUCCGCGAUUAUUACCACCUUGUGUCGUUUAACACGAGCGUAGAGAGAGUGGAGAAAGUCAAUGGGAAGUGGGUUCUGACGCUGAGACGGUCCGACCAUAUCUUGCGCGGUGAGCGACGCGAGUAUUGGUGGCAGGAGACCUUUGACGCCGUGGUUGUGGCCACGGGGCACUACAACAUUCCUGCGGUGCCGCAGGUAUCUGGAUUGAGAGAGGCGUAUGCUGCGCGACCAGAAGCAUUCGAGCAUUCGAAGGCAUAUCGGUCGCCGGACGACUAUGUUGGCAAAAAGGUGAUCGUAGUGGGAGGCAAUGUUUCUGCAGCAGACAUUGUCGCCGAUAUCCAAGGAGCUGUCAGCGGACCUUUGUUUCUCGCGCAACGUGGUGUCAACGAGUUCUUCAAGCCUGCAUUCCAGUUGCCCAAUGUGGUGACCAAGCCGCAGCUCAAGGAGAUAAAGUCGACGACCAAAGGCAUCGAGGUCGAGUUUGGCGACGGGACUAAGGUCUCAGGGGUCGACAAGGUUAUCUUCGCCACAGGGUAUAGACUCUCAUAUCCGUUCCUGUCGCCGGAUCCCGUAACGCCAAAUAAUCGGCUGGCAGGAUUCUACCAGCACUUGUUCAAGAUUGGCGACCCGUCGCUCACCGUCAUUGGCCAACUCAAAGCCGGCAUCAGUUUUCGAGUUUAUGAAUACCAGGCUGUAGCAGUAGCUCGAUAUUUCGCAGGGCGCGAGGCAAAACCAUUACCUCCGCCUUCCGAGCAAGAUCUGUGGGAAACCAAACGACUAGAGACGAAAGGUCCGGGCAUUAACUUCCAUGAGCUGAGGCUCGAAUGGCCUGAGUAUUAUGGGUUCCUGGUUGACCUUGCAGGACCUGCAGCAGCAGGUUCAUUUGGAUAUGAAUUGCCUCCAUGGCAGGACAAGUGGGCAGAACUCGGAUUUUCGGUCAUUCAGCUGAAGGACAAGUACUGGAAGAGGUCAGCUCUUGAGCAGAUUCGUGCGCGGCUGUAG